AGGGUGGAUUGAGAAACUUAUCAUCAUUUCCGGUUAUCAGCCAUACGUCACGCACAACGUCAGAAAAUACAUGUGCUAUUUUAUAAUGUGGCUCAACUACUCAAUAAAUCAAGGCAAAAGUUCUGCCAAGUUUCUUAGUUUGGUCGUCAUCACGGCGCUGUGCCACUGUAUUUCAGCUGCCUCAAGACCAGAAUGCAGUCGUCCUUUAGGAAUGGAAGAUAAGAGAAUCAAAGACUGGCAGCUCAGUUCAUAUUCCAGUGAUACAGGAUAUUAUGCAAACAAUGCAAGACUAAAUAACAAUAGAGCUUGGUGCAGUGAUAGUGAAAAACAAUGGACAGAAUAUCUCCAAAUCCGUUUAGACAGAGUAAGGCACAUAUCUGGUAUUGCUACUCAAGGGUACGCUUCUAGAUUCUUUGGUACAUACUGGGUGUUUCGUUACUCUAUCAAAUACAGUUAUGAUGGACGUGUUUGGUACUGGUAUAAAGAUAAUAUGUCGGCUAUUAUUAAGGACUUUGUUGCCAAUAAAGAUGCAACUACUGUGAAGAAGGUAGUKUUGCGUGAUACAUUUGUCACCAAAUAUUUGAGAAUCUAUCCAACAAGUUUCAAGGAUGAUAUGUGCAUGCGAGUAGAACUUUAUGGGUGUUCAAAUGACAAAGACUGCACUUUCAUGUUGAACAAGCCAUCUGGAGUUAUCAGUUCACCUAACUACCCAUUCCCCUACACAAUGGGAAUUGACUGUACCUGGAUAAUCAAAUUGAGUGACACAUCCAAGAAGGUUACAAUGUUCUUCAAGUACUUUGAUGUCAAUAAUGGCACGUCAAAAGGUUGUCAAGGUGAUUUUGUUAAAGCAAUCAAUGGGAUCUUGGACACUUCACCAUCUCUUGGUCGUGUGUGUAAUGGAGUUCAUAUACCCAUCUUUAAAUCAACUGAAAAUUAUCUAAGACUUCACUUUCAUUCUGACAAGAGUAACUCUGCCAGGAAGGGAUUCCAAGCUUCUUUCUAUUCAGGUGAUGUUCUCACUGCUACAGCAUGUAGUGGCUCAACUGUCAGUCUUGAUUGUUCAUCAUCAUCCAAGUCUAUCAACGUCCUGCAUGCAAUGUAUGGUAUUCUACCAUUUUCAUCUAAAUGUGGAAAUCCAGUGUCCAGUAAGCCAUGUAUUGCAUCAGAUACACUUCAAAAGGUAAUGACAAUGUGCGAAUAUUAUAAAGUCUGCAAGGUCUCUACCUUUCACUCUAGUCUGUCAUGUCAAGCUGGUCAACUGCCUUAUAUGGAAGUUUAUUAUCAGUGUUCUGGGAAUGUCAUYAAAACACCAGCACCAUAUAGCAGCACUACCAUUGCACCUUAUAGCACUUCUUCUCCUCCUCCUGCCACCAUGACUAAUCCUUCCACCUCACCAACAAUAGACACCACACCAUAUAUUUCUACAAUUAAACCAACAUUUGCAACAACGACAUCUCAUCCUGCUGUAAUCAAUACUGGAACUACUGCAAAUAAAGGCUCUGAGCCACCAGGACAGAAUGGAGGAGAUACUUUGGCUUCUGUAAAGGAAAACAACAAUACAGGAAUGGUGGUGGGCAUCGUUGUAGGUCUUCUCGCCCUCAUUGUCAUCGUUGUCGUCGUCUUAGUUUGCUUCUUGUAUCGACGAAGUAAGAAACAAAAUGAAAAGCCUACAGCUGGCGUUACGUACACAGCACCUCGUAAUUCACUCAGCGUGGCACCUUCAAGAAGUGGACGGUCACAAACUAAUGCCUAUGAAACAGUCAACGUUCUGUACGUAAGUGCUGACGAUCCCACUCUUAAAGAACCAGAGCAUAUCUAUGACAGUCCAGAAUUCCAAGAACCUUUACCAAAGAUGACCGAUAACCCACUCUACCAUGCUUUUGAUAAUAAAGAUCCGGCUUAUGAAAACGUUGAUAAACCCAAGGUACCUUCAUCGUUACAUCCAGCAAUAUACGAUAAACCAAAGACCAAUGAAAAGACAACUGCAGCAACAUCUAUAUCCAACCCCAAUUAUGGGAAAAGCAUAGAGGUGAUAUCGGAGAAAUAGCUUGGUAAUCUUUAUAUGUACGGCUAAUCCUUAGCGGAUAAAUGAUGAUUGUCAGCAAGAUGGUUGUGGAGAGAAGACUGAUGUCGACAAAAAUUAGAAAAAAUUAGACUUUAUCAGGGUCGAUUUAUAUUUUAUCUAACAUGAGGAUUCUCUUUUUUUAGUUUUCGCCGAAUUUCUCUAUUGUAUUUCACAAUGAAGCUUUUAAAGAUUUAUCGYAACGUAAUUUAUAAAUUUUAAAUUUUAACUGGGAUUUUAUUGCGUAAUUAUAUAGAAGAUGAUCCCAUAUUUUAACUGGGAUUUUGYUGCGUAAUUAGAAGAUGAUCUCAUAUUUAAGAGUAGGUCUCUGGUCUGUUGGUGCUAAAAUUUUCAUUUUUAACGUUAAACGUUAUGUGAUGUAAAAAAAAUAAAUAUUACGUGGAAUAAAUGCUAUAUUUUCUGAUGGCAA
Molecule: messenger RNA, 2492 nt
Organism: Exaiptasia diaphana
Lineage: Eukaryota; Metazoa; Cnidaria; Anthozoa; Actiniaria; Aiptasiidae
Exons: 13
Coding region: 71-2047 (658 amino acids)
Source: RefSeq, a predicted model, not a curated record